GGGACGCAGCAGUCCAGGAGCAGUUCCCGAACUGCCUUUUGGAACAGGAGGAAAGAGGGGCGGGCAGCGCCGAGGAGCCCUGCCCUGGGCAGCCGGGCCGGCCUCAAGGGACGCGGGCCACCUGCUUCUCCAAGCGCUGCCGGAGGCCACCUGUGAAAGCUGGUGGCCCCGCAAGGGACCGUGCCCGCCUGUCUGCACAGACCAUCUUCUGCCUGGAUUAGAAACUGACCCGCCAACAGGUCCAGGUUCCAGGCAGAGCCGCAGGAGCAGAUGGCUCACACAGGAGACCGCAAGCGGAUGCCCUGGCUCCCCGUCCUAGUGGUGUCGCUGCUGUGCUCAGCCAGGGCAGAGUACUCCAACUGCGGUGAGAAUGAGUACUACAACCAGACCACUGGGCUGUGCCACGAGUGUCCGCAGUGUGGCCCGGGGGAGGAGCCCUACCUGUCCUGCGGCUAUGGCACCAAAGAUGAGGACUACGGCUGUGUCCCCUGCCCGGCAGAGAAGUUCUCCAAAGGAGGCUACCAGAUAUGCAGGCGCCACAAGGACUGCGAGGGCUUCUUCCGGGCCACCGUGCUGACACCGGGGGACAUGGAGAAUGAUGCCGAGUGCGGGCCGUGUCUCCCUGGUUACUACAUGUUGGAAAACAGACCCAGGAACAUCUACGGCAUGGUCUGCUACUCCUGCCUCCUGGCACCCCCCAACACCAAGGAAUGUGCAGGAGCCAGCUCCGGAGCGUCUGCCAACUUCCCCAGCACCUCUGGCAGCAGCACCCUCUCUCCUUUCCAGCACGCCCACAAAGAGCUCUCAGGCCAAGGGCACCUGGCCACAGCCCUGAUCAUUGCCAUGUCCACCAUCUUCAUCAUGGCCAUAGCCAUUGUCCUCAUCAUCAUGUUCUACAUCAUGAAGACGAAGCCUUCCGCCCCAGGUGACUGCUCCCCAAUGCCCUUGCUCCCUCCCCACAGACCCUUGCUCCCUGAUAGCUCUGUCAGCUUACCUAGUCUCCUUCCCUUUCUCCAACCAGCCUGCUGUACCAGCCACCCAGUGAAGAGCGUGGAAGCCCAAGUGAGCAAGGAAGAAGAGAAGAAAGAGCCCCAAGACAGUGUGGUGAUUUUCUCCGAGAAGGAUGAAUUUGAGAAGUUGACCACAGCUCCAGCAAAGACUGCCAAGAGUGAGAAUGAUGCAUCGUCGGAGAAUGAACAGCUGCUGAGCCGGAGCAUGGACAGUGACGAGGAGCCUGCCACCGACAAGCAGGGAUCCCCUGAGCUGUGCCUCUUGUCACUGGUUCACCUGGCCCGGGAGAAGCCAGCGGCCACCAAGUCAGCCGGGAUUCAAAGUCGAAGGAAGAAGAUAUUGGAUGUGUACGCCAAUGUGUGUGGAGUCGUUGAAGGUCUCAGCCCCACAGAGCUGCCAUUUGACUGCCUUGAGAAGACGAGCCGAAUGCUCAGCUCUACCUACAACUCAGAGAAAGCAGUAGUGAAAACUUGGCGCCACCUCGCCGAGAGCUUUGGACUGAAGAGGGAUGAGAUUGGGGGCAUGACAGAUGGCCUGCAGCUCUUUGACCGCAUCAGCACAGCAGGCUACAGCAUCCCAGAGCUGCUCACAAAACUGGUGCAGAUAGAGCGACUAGAUGCUGUGGAGUCCUUGUGUGCAGACAUCCUGGAGUGGGCCGGGCUCGUGCCACCUGCCUCCCAGCCCCCUGCCACGUCCUGAGGAGGCCACCUGGAGGCCGUCCUCCUUGGGGGCACCAGGGAUCUGACAAGGGCUCUGGAGCCUUGAGUGCUGCCAACAGACUGCCAAGAAUCAAGGCUUUUUCUGCUGUCACCAGGCUUUGCCCUAGGCUGUUCCUAGGAAUGAGAGGAAAUGGAGCCUGUCUUCCAGUCUUCCAAUCUAACCAGAGAUAAAAGGUUCAAGCUGGAGUACUCCCAGCUCCCCACCGGUACCUCACCAGGCAGGAUGAAUAUUUAUGCACUAACUCAUUCAAGGGACAUUGUUGGGUGCUCAGAUGACCCGAACGACGUGGGAUGGCAGAGGUGAAGAAUCUGGUCCCUGUCUGUAAGGAGUUUACAACCUAGGGAGAGAGACAAGACGUGUUUACAAAGCACCUUGCUAGAAGACAUCAAAUUGUCUUGAUGAGGGGCUGCUGAGGAAACAUAAUAGAAGUUUGAGAGAGGAGAUGGCUCCUCAUGGGUGAUGAAGGAGGGCAGCCUCAUGAAGAAAGCAGCUGGAAAGCCUGGUGACACAACUACAAAGGGCAGAUGUCCCACUCCAUGUAGUGUGUCAGGUUCACAACUUGUCUAUUAAUAUCUUAAGUGGCUACAUUGGGAUAAGUCUGCCUGUUCCUGAGGCCAUCUGUAUUCCUACCACCCUUCUGGUCACAAGUGCAAGAGUCUACCCUGUGGCCUGCCUCCUGUCACUGAUAUACCAGGUGUGUGUCUUUCCAGUCAAGUAGACCUGUGUCCAGGUCACCUGCUGCAGGGGGCCCGGGCCUGGCCCCAGUGGGUUGGGAUUACACAUGAGCUGCAUUCCACUCUCAUCCUUGGUCAAGUGUGACCCUUUGUGGGCAGCAAUGCUCAAGAACACAAUCCAUUUAAACGAUGUGUCAGCCUGUUUUUGCUUCAAACAGAAAUGAGUGGUCAACUGUCUGUACAAAGAGAAAUGGUGACUUCCUAAGAUUCAGCCAUGCAUAAUUGAAGAUUUUCAGCAUCUGAGACUUGUGGAUGAGCCUCGUGGCAUGAGGGCUUCUGAACCAGUCAAAGAAAGUAGGGCCUCACAGCGUAGGGAGGGCCUGGCCGCAGAAUCCAGGGACCUGGCUCUAGUUGUACCAACUUGGGCCACUUUCUUCUCCCUCCCCAGCUUCAGUUCCUCUUCUGCAAAGGAAAGGUUAGUUUGUGAUUCUGUAAUCAGGGAAAGUAAAGUUCAGGUGGGCAACAGGAAAGUGAGCUGCAGGAAAUGCCAGGCCUUCAAGGUGUGCAUCGAAGUGAACACCCAUUCAUCAAGUAAAAUGAGAGUAGAAGCAGAAAAACUGACAGUAAAGCAAUAAACUGGCAUUAUUCUUGGCAAAUUCUCUUACUACACCUGCAGUUGCCAAAAGUGUGGGAGCCAGGGUAGUGAUCAUACCAGGGGGUUAAUCUAGAGUUCACUGCUGAGCUUCCUAAUGACAGAUCUGACAAUGGGUUAUUACUAAAUUAAAACAGUCUCCGACUUACAAAACGAUGUUUUUAAAAUUACAAGUCACAUGACUGAGCAAAUGCUUCAGGGUGGGGGUGGGGAAUCAGUCAUAUGUUUAGAGCCAAUAAGCAACUUCCCACCAAUGAAUGUAGAACAUACUGUGAUAGGAUCAUAAUUAGGUCCUGAAUAUUUAAUAUCAUCAUUUGCUGUGUCUGUUUGCUGCUGUUUUUCAGAGCCUAUUUGCUAUAGCCUGAAAGCUAAAUACUCCAUAGCAAAACUUAAUUAUCCUUUUAAUUCCUCUUUGAAAUCCUGCGGUGCCUCUUUCUUCUGCUUUGUGAUAAUGAUGAGAGUCUCCCCCUGAAUUAGGCAGCACAUGUCACAUGUGAUGAGCAUGCCAGUCCAGGGAGACAGCUUGUAGUUUGCCAAGAACAUUUUCAGUGAAGGAGCAGGAGUGGCUGCUGCCAGGCCUGGAGAUUUGCCUCAUUUCACACAGUUAAAACUCCAGGGCCGGAGGUCCAGCCAGCAUCAUACCAUGUUUCGAUGACUCCCAACCUGGCAUUUUUAGGGAGCUAGUCCUUACAAAGAGUUAAAAAUCCCUUUGUCAUUUACUUAUUUGGAAACAAAUCCAAGAACAAUCUAUUUUGAUGAAAGUUAGCCUACAUUAUGGAAUUCAAAUCAAUGAGACCAUAAUGAUUAUCACUGACCAGAGCAGGGACUUCCACUCUGCCAUUUUGUAUGGAGACAGUCAUUAUUUUGCUAUACUUAAAAACAUUUAGGGAACACCCAAGGCUAGAGCUAUGGGCCCUAGCCAGUGAAGUCUUAA
Molecule: messenger RNA, 3991 nt
Organism: Canis lupus familiaris (dog)
Lineage: Eukaryota; Metazoa; Chordata; Mammalia; Carnivora; Canidae
Gene: EDAR
Product: ectodysplasin A receptor
Exons: 11
Coding region: 271-1710 (479 amino acids)
Biological process (GO): positive regulation of JNK cascade; positive regulation of canonical NF-kappaB signal transduction
Cellular component (GO): plasma membrane
Molecular function (GO): signaling receptor activity
Source: RefSeq, a predicted model, not a curated record